Messenger RNA from Lingula anatina, 1639 nucleotides. RefSeq lists its product as uncharacterized. The record is from RefSeq and is a predicted model, not a curated record. Lineage: Eukaryota; Metazoa; Brachiopoda; Lingulata; Lingulida; Lingulidae. Gene Ontology annotation, biological process: signal transduction. Gene Ontology annotation, molecular function: protein binding.
GAGAGAAAGACACCAAGAAUGGUGGCAGGAGAGAAAGAACACGCUGCCGUAGAGGAACUUUUGAGGCGUUUUGAAAUACCAGAUAUACAGGGGUAUGUACAGACCAAGACUUUGGAGCACCUUGCUGAACUAUUAGAUCCUGAUGAAUAUACCAUUAUUAACCAGACCAACCUGAGCACGAAUUUCCCUCGCGUCUUUCAAUUCCAAAAAGUUCAAGAACUGAAAGAUUGGACCACCAAGAACAAUUGUACAAAUAUUAGAGACUUAAAGGUCGGACUGCAGACUGCAAACAUUCCAAAACUUUCCAGAGCGGCAGGGGACUAUUAUGCUAGGGUGGUGACGGAAAUUUUAAACAUGACUCUAAAUGAAUUUGAAGCCCUUUGUAGAACCCUGGUCACUGCUAGGCACAUGCACACAUCGCGUUCAACAAUCACAAACCAACAAGGUGCUAGUUUGUCUUUGGCCCAAUGCCUCUACGACCUGUUCAUUGCGUACAGCGGCGAGGAUGAAGCCACGAUAGAGCAAGUUCUUCACCAGCUAAAAGAACUGGGUGUUAAGGUGUGGUACGCCAAAGAAGACCUCGUUCCUGGAACACAAGUGAUUACAUCCAUUAGUAAGGCGGUCAUUGCAUCUAAGCAUACCUUAGCGUUUCUGUCCAAGAGCUUUGUCCAGAGUCAGUGGUGUCAACUAGAGCUGCAGUAUGCCAUGCAAGAAGCUGUAAAGUCGAAAAGAGAUGUCCUCAUUCCGGUUGUGAUGAACAUGUCACCUGAGGAAAUUCCUACCGAAAUAGGAGGCUUAAAAUACAUUCUUUUCGAUGACGAAGAAUUAAUCCCAAAGGUUUUACAAGUCAUUAAAGGACCACAAGACACACCCACAUUUGGUCAACUUCGAGGCGAGAACGAGCUUUUGCGAGAUGAGGUCCGACUGCUGACAUCUAAACUUCGUCUCCAGAGCCAAUGAGUGGAUCUCGCUCCGUCGUCACUUAUUCAGCGCCAUUAAUGAGCAUACACAAGACGCAAACUCGACAAACAUCAUAGGAUUGUCUCAGUGUGUUAGGCCUUAUAAAUUGAUUGUUGACUUAAAUACUUACUUAAUUCAAUAAUCAUCCUAUGGCCCUGCUCGAGAUGUGUAUUUUUAUUUCUAUUUAUUUAUUUUGUGAUUGUUUGGAAUGAGAUCUCGUUGCAUAGUGAUCUUAAUAAAAUGUGAGCAGAUAUUUUAGAUUACAACAGCCAUAUAUGUACUUCCAUGCAGAUAUUAUUCCUUCUGACUUGCUUCGUGUAUAUAGCCACUCAUGGUUUUGAGUAUACAUGUACACCACCAAUAUAAUUAUGCUGUAAGUCAUGUAUGGCUUAAUUCCUUAAUAUCAACUUGAAUUCCGUGUGCUACUUGUAAUCCUCCUGGCCAAAUUACGUAUUUUAAUUAUAUGCACUAUGAUCAAAACUUUUAUUUCCUAAUGACACAUGAUAAUCAAACUUAAACUUUUUGUACAUUGUACAUGUAUGUAACCACUGGAAGAUUAGGCUAAGUGUUCUGCCGUUUUUUACCCUCGGGAAAAGUUGUAUUUGGAAAAAUAAUUUGGAAAAAUUAACUGCUUUUGCUUUCCAUACUUACUUUAUUUAAUCAUUGUUGUUUGUUUUGU